Molecule: messenger RNA, 3345 nt
Organism: Marchantia polymorpha subsp. ruderalis
Lineage: Eukaryota; Viridiplantae; Streptophyta; Marchantiopsida; Marchantiales; Marchantiaceae
Source: the annotation of a GenBank genome assembly
AUGGCUGCCACGGGUCGCUCCUUCUGUGCAGGUCGGACGAGUUUUGGAGUGCGCCUUGAAAAGAUCGGAGACCAAGUGUGGACCGGACCGGAUUGCGCAGGGGACAAGAAAAAGAGUCUGAAAAAACUGGCAAGGGGAAGCAGAGGGACUCUGUUCGAGGGAGGGGGAGUGACGGGUAGGACGCAAGAUGGAGCCGCUGAAAGUGAGGGCUUGGAGAUUAGUGAACCAGGACGUGGGAUUGCAAGGGAAUGUAAUGAACCUGAGAGGUUUGAAGACGGAAGCUCCCAGUCACUCGUACGGAUCACUGAUGACAUCGUUGGGCCUUCCCAGUUGGAUGGAAGAAUUGGCGACUCUUCGCACACCGCAGACGAUGAAGAAAGGGAGCAGUUAAUGAAUGUGGGAAAGAAAGUCUCCAGAGGAGGCAGAGGUAGAGGAAAAGGUAGAGGCAGAGGUGUUAAAGCAGACGGAGAUAGUGAAGAAUUCAAUGAUUCAAUGAUCUGUGGGAGAGGGCGCAGAGGAAGAGCUAGAGGCCGAGGAAGGAGUGCAGAAGGUGCAGAUUUUGAGGAAACUAAUGAUUCGGUAGGGAAUAAUAGUGGGAGGGGACGGAGGGGAAGAGGUAGAGGUAGAGGUAGAGGAACUAAGAGAGGAGGUGAAGUUGCUGAAGAAACAAAUGAGGCAAUUCAGAAUGAUAGCAGUAGAGAACGUAGGGGCAGAGGCAAGGGCAGAGGCCGGGUCAGAGAGACUACCGAACCAGGAUGUGUCGUUGAACUACCAUCAUCCGCCUCAAAACGCGGGGGCGAAGACAUAGCAGGUCAACAGAAGGACCUGAAUGGUGAGGAAAGAGAUUAUACUCUUAACGCAGUUGCUCCUGUCACCGAUAGCAUGACAGAAUUGCUGAGAAUGCGCGGCCAAAUUCACAGGAUCAGGGGAGGCAAUCAUAAGUCAUCCGGGAGGAGAGGACGUAAGAAAGAAUUGAUGUUGGGUACAGAUGGACACCAGGCUGCAGGCAGUUUUGCAACUGAAGAGAGCGACUCUGAUCUUUCUGGCUGUUUGCUUGAAGCGGGUCCUAACUCUAGUCGAGACGUUCAGGGUAGAAAGAAUUUAGAAGGCCACUCAACCCAGGCGAAAGAAUCAGAAUUAAAAACCGCAGGCGAUAUUACCGGAAAAAAACAUGGAGCAGGGGAACGUGCUCUUCUGGCUUUGGAAUAUGAGAAUGAUGAGAGGAAGCGAAACUUUUCGCCUGAUAUGGAAGAAAUGCUUCGGAUAUGGCUCUCAGAAAUUAAAAUACAUUCAGACUGGUCUUCUUUUGCUCAGCUGGCUGCCACGUCUCCGGAACUUCGUUUAAAGCUUGAUGGCAGCAAUGCCUCAAGUCAAGACCAUGCCCCUACACUCAAACUGCCUUUAUUCAAAUCAGCUACCAUUCCUGCUCCAGGACACGUACAGGACGAUAGUGCUCGCUCCUGCAAGGAUAUAUUACUGCACAUAGGAGGUCCAGUAUGGGCACUGGACUGGUGUCCGCAAAGACCGGGAUGGAUGUAUACUGAAGCCAAGAAGAAAGAGUUUCUCGCAGUUGCGGCACAUCCAGUAUCAUCUCCAUACAAUAAGAUGGGAACGUGUCUGAACGGAAAGGGUCUGAUUCAGAUCUGGGCUCUUGAUUUAAAAGAGUAUGAUAGUGAGGAUGAAGAGAAAAUGCGUUCUGAAAAGAGCCGUAAGGGCAAGAGUACAAGAGGCAGAAGCGCGGGAAGUGGCAAGGUUGCAGGUAGAGGGGUCGGCAGGGGUAGAGGAAGAGGCAAGGUGAAGGGAACAGUUGGUGGUUGUAAUGAGGAUCUCACUGCCAGGGAUCAAGACGCAGGUACACAGGAGCCACUAGUCCUCAAAUGGCAUGAAGAUUCGCCUGAAGAACAACCUUCAGCACAAAUGGUGCUGGGUUUAACACAUGAAGGGCUCGUUACUUGGGAUGCAAAGUGGCAACCUGUUGCAGAAGAAAAAAUUGCUCUACAGGAAAGAGAAUCGAUGCGUUUGGGGUUCUUGGCUGCAGUUCUUGGAAACGGAUCUCUACAAGUGUAUGAUGUUCCUUUACCAAGUAUAUUUUCAAACACGACCCCGACAUCCUGCGAAGAACCCUUGAUCGUGAGCAUUGAGCCCGUCUUCCAAUGUUCAAGCCUCCAGAAACGUGGCAACAAGAGUAUACCUGUUUCCGUGGAAUGGUCAACCUGGGAUUCCCAUGAUAGGCUUCUUGUGGGAUUUCACGAUGCAUCGGUUGGAGUAUGGGAGUUUGUGCCAGAUUUCCCCGCAACAGAGACGCGACCAUUGAUGCUCUUCCAAGCUGAUGCACUUCCACUCCGUUCAGUCGCAUGGGCACCAGAAGGGAGCGGCCCUCAAGGAAGACACUUGAUUGUCACAGCUGGGCAUAGUGGAUGGGUAAAGUUUUGGGAUUUAAGAGAUAUAUUCCGGCCCAUCUGGGACCUACAAACGUCAAGAUGCUGUAUCUCGAGCAUGGAUUGGUUGUCAUAUCCAAGAUCCCUCUUGAUGUCAAUGGAUGAUGGCACCCUUCGUCUUCUUGGAAUUGUAAAUGCCUCAUCUUUAACUCCUACAACUGGGCAGCCAUGGCGGGGAACACAUGCUCAGGGGCUUCAGUGCUAUCUUUGUAGUUCCUUUGCUAUAUGGAGUGUCCAAGUAUCGCGGGCCACAGGACUUGUGGCAUAUGGUGGUGCGAACGGCUCAGUUCUCCAAUUUCAGCUUACCCAGAAAGCUGUAUUGAAGGAAGGAGCUCGAGCUAGGGAGCCACACUUCCUAUGUGGAGCUUUCGAAGCGAACUCAGAGGAUGGGCCUCUCACUUUGCUAUCUGCGAAGACAAUUGAACCGGUCCAGAUGAAAAAAUCGUCGACAGAGUGGAGUAGUACGCCAACGUCCAAGAGAAAUUUUUUAGCCUCCUGUUCUCUGGAUCCUGAGAGUGGCGAUGUAGGCCAAGCUGCGACCAAUUCUGAGGACGCUUUGGUUUCGAAACCCAAGCGAGCUAAAGGAAUCGCUGCAACGGGUACAAUAUCUCAAGUAAAUCGUCAUAGAGACGCUCAAAUGAAUUCCCUUCGCAGGAAUAGUGACAGCUCGGAAUUAGUUGUAGCUAAUAUAUCAAAUGCAGAGAGAGGUGGAGAACAGUCUGCUCCUCAGGCUGACGUCCAUAGCAUUUCCACUGGUCCACUUUCGGGUGAACGGUUUCCUUGCAGAAACAUUGCUGUUCAUCGUGUGAGAUGGAAUUGUAACUACCCGAAAAGACAGUGGCUUGCGUACGGUGGUGCGGCAGGUCUGGUCAGAUGCCAGCAAGUGUAUUCUUUAUCGAAGAAGUAG